Molecule: messenger RNA, 7184 nt
Organism: Sardina pilchardus (European sardine)
Lineage: Eukaryota; Metazoa; Chordata; Actinopteri; Clupeiformes; Clupeidae
Gene: wnk1a
Product: WNK lysine deficient protein kinase 1a
Biological process (GO): protein phosphorylation; intracellular signal transduction; positive regulation of potassium ion import across plasma membrane
Cellular component (GO): cytoplasm; cytosol
Molecular function (GO): potassium channel inhibitor activity; ATP binding; protein serine/threonine kinase activity
Source: RefSeq, a predicted model, not a curated record
GGUCAAUGGGAAAAACACAACAAAGGACCGAUGUCGCCUCGCGAGCUGCCAUGAUGAGCGGAAGGAGGUGCAUAUUGUUUAAACAGUUGACAUUCGAACAGCUUCAUUCACAAUUUAGCCGGCCAUGGUAUUGUCCAUUGACCUAGUUAAUUUUGCGUCGCGUUAAUUUAAACAUAUAUGAUUCUUUUUUUGACAAACGUUUUUUUGGGUGUUGGGAUUUAACCAGGAAUAUCAACUACGUUUUCAUUCCCGCUGGUAACGUUAACGUUAACGUUAAUGCAUGUCAGCAUGAAGACUUGAAGCCGCACACGUGAUCCCGACACUUCCGUGAAAUUUCAGCUGGUUUUUUGUGAAUUGGAAAGACCAAAUGUAAGGGUUUGCCUACCAUAUGUUUGAUGCGGAAAGAGGAAAAUUGCUAAUGGCCUACAUGAUGGAUGUGUCUCAUCUUGAUUGUGGAAAUCAAAGUAUCCAAAACCUCUCCAUCUUCAGAAGAACACAACAUAUCCUUGGCCAAGUGUACCCCCAGAGUAUUGACUUUAUUUGAUUAAGAGGACUACUGAAAUAACAGGAAAAAGUGCAGAGCAGACAUUGAUUUUAAACGACUUUUUAAGGUCUUUCCUGCGCAUUUUUUUCUGUUUGGGCUUGACCUGUAUGGAUGGAAUAUAAUUUCUGACACAUCUGUUCCCCCAUGUGGGUGCUGAGAUGUCUGACAACCUCAGUAAGAUGGUUAAAUUCCUAUCCCCCCAAUCGAAGAAUGUUAGCGGCUCUGGCUCGGACUCGCUGUUGGGCGAGGUCCGCCGGCGGCGCCACAAUGUUGAGCGUGAGCUCCUCAAGGCUGAGCACCGGUUCUUCCGCCGUAGCGUCAUCAGCGACUCCAACACCACGGCCUUGGAACUGCCCAGCAAAGCUUGCGUCCUCGCCUCACCACCCGAUUGCAAACGGGGCCUCCCUCCAGCCAACUCCGUUAGUGCUGGAGCCGCCCCAGUGUCUGCAGGUCAGUGUGCAGUGGUGGCCGAGGAGCAGCCGGUGGAAGUUCAACAAGCAGCCGGAGAGCCCAGGGGGGAUGUUUCUGCACAGGAACAGAAGCCCCUCUCGCUGAUGGGCUGUGAUGGAGAGAGAGCGCCAGCCAUCUCUCAAGACCCACCCAGCGAGGCCUCCGAGCUGCAGUCUGGGAGCAGCUUUGUGGGCCAAGGGGAAGAUGAGCAUGAGGAGGAGGAUGACGAUGGGAAAGAGGCCGAGAAGACUCGUAGUGAGGCUGAACAGAGAGAAUUGGAGAAGAAAGUGCAGGAUGAAGAGGAGGUGGAGACCAAGGCUGUGGGCACAUCUCCUGAAGGCCGCUUCUUGAAGUUUGACAUUGAAAUUGGACGUGGCUCAUUCAAGACCGUCUACAAAGGCCUGGACACAGAGACUACUGUGGAAGUGGCCUGGUGUGAGCUACAGGAUCGAAAGCUGUCCAAGUCUGAGCGCCAGCGGUUCAAGGAGGAGGCCAGUAUGCUGAAGGGCCUGCAGCACCCCAACAUCGUGCGCUUUUAUGAUUUCUGGGAGGCACCUGUCAAGGGCAAGAAAUGCAUCGUCCUAGUGACUGAACUCAUGACCUCUGGCACCCUGAAAACGUACCUGAGACGAUUCAAGGAGAUGAAGAUCAAAGUCCUGCGUAGCUGGUGUCGGCAGAUCCUGAAAGGCCUGCAUUUCCUCCACACGAGGACUCCCCCUAUAAUCCAUCGCGACCUCAAGUGUGACAACGUCUUCAUCACUGGUCCUACGGGCUCUGUCAAGAUCGGCGACCUGGGUCUGGCCACGUUGAAGAGAGCCUCGUUUGCCAAGAGUGUGAUAGGUACCCCAGAGUUCAUGGCUCCAGAGAUGUAUGAGGAGAAGUAUGACGAGUCAGUGGAUGUCUAUGCCUUUGGGAUGUGCAUGCUGGAGAUGGCUACCUCUGAGUACCCGUACUCCGAGUGCCAGAAUGCGGCACAGAUCUAUCGCAGAGUCACCAGCGGGGUCAAACCUGGCAGCUUCGACAAGGUAGCCUUCCCUGAAGUCAAGGAGAUCAUCGAAGGUUGCAUCCGUCAAAACAAAGACGAGAGAUACUUAAUCAAAGACCUUCUAAGCCACGCCUUCUUCCAAGAGGAGACUGGUGUCCGAGUGGAGUUAGCUGAGGAGGAUGAUGGUGUCGUGGUGGCCAUUAAACUCUGGCUGCGCAUUGAAGAUGUCAAGAAGCUCAAGGGGAAGUACAAGGACAACGAGGCCAUUGAGUUCUCCUUUGACCUCCUGAAGGACGUUCCGGAGGACGUGGCGCAGGAAAUGGUGGACUCUGGCUACGUCUGUGAUGCUGACCACAAGACCAUGGCCAAGGCCAUCAAGGACCGCGUGGCACAGAUCUGCCGGAAGCGGGAAAUGCGGCAGCUGGUGCAAGAGAAGCAGGAGAAGAGGAAGCAGGAGGAGGAGGCCGUGGAGCAGCAGAGGGAGCCUCCUCCGCCCGCAGCAGGGGCUGCUCCUGCCCCAGCUCCUGCUCCUGCUCCUGCCCCAGCUCCUGCCCCGACUCCUGCUCCUGCUCAUGCAGCGGCUCCAACCGAGCCAGAGGAGCCAGAGGCAGACCAGCACCAACUCCAGCAGAACGCGGCUCCUCACACCACCAUGGAAGGGGCCCAGGGUUCCAUGAUUCUGACGGAGUCCCACGGCUACCUGUCGCCACAGCAACUUCCCUCCACGGGCCCAGCACAGAGCGGCCCACCUCAGAUCCCAGUGCAGCACAGCACAGGCCAGUCUGGCAUGGGUCAAGUCCCAGUGCCGCACGCCUCCAGCACCCUUGCGGUUGUCCCUGGUAGUCAGAGUGGAGCAGCACCACAGCAACAGCUUGGCGUGUCCACGCAGCACCAGUCCCACCAUGAGGACGGCACCGCUGCACAGAGCCCUCACACACACAGUCUGACUCUGCAGGGAGCGCUGCUACAGCAGACGUCUAUGGGUGCACUGCAGUCUUUGACAGCGGAGCAGGCAGCAGGGCAACAACCACUGAUGGCCCCCUCCACCGAAAGUGGUCACUCGGAUGCGGCCUCUGGCCUGAGUGAUGGCAACGACACCGGUGGCAGACAUGAGGGCCGCACCAUGAAGCGGCAUCAUCGCCGGUCAGUGCGCAGUCGCUCACGGCACGAGAAGAUCCCCAAAGCCAAGCUUGAUGUGCUCAAUAUCUCAAACAUUGGAGACAGAGUGGCUGAAUGCCAGUUGGAAACACACAACCGGAAAAUGGUGACUUUCAAGUUUGAUUUGGAUGGUGAUAAUCCAGAAGAAAUAGCACAGAUAAUGGUCCUAAGUGAGUUCAUCCUGGAGAGCGAGCGGGAAUCCUUCAUUGAGCAAGUUCGUGAGGUCAUCGAAAUGGCUGAUGAGAAAGGAGAGGGCAUGCUGAAAGAAGGCUACACGCAGGUUAUGGAACCACAAAUCCCGGGGAUAUCGACACCACUUGGACCUGGUGAACACCCUCUGAGUUUGGCUGCCCAGGUGGUCCAUUCUGCAGGCCGCCGCUUCAUUGUCAGUCCAGUCCCAGAAGCUCGACUCCGAGAGUCAUUCUUUGGACACCCGUCAGCCAACAAGUCACUUGACGAUGGAACACCAGUCCCAGAUCCAAGGCCAGCCGCUGGUUCCACCUCAAGCAGCGCGCAAACUGAGCCGAGCAGCGCUGCAGUGAGCUCUUACCCGGCCCCGUCUCAGCCGACUCCAACCGGCAACACUCUGGCUCCACCCUCCGCUCUGCACCACGCGCCGGCCCCAGAGGCGUCCGCAGGGCCCGGCCUCGUGUCUCCGCCGGCGGGGCGGCUCUCUCCGACGGCCAGCGCCUCUGCGCUCUCGGCAGACGGCGGCGGUGCCGUUAAGAACAUGAGCGGUGGCAGCGCGGAGCAUGCCGCCUCCGCCGUCCCCUCGGGGCCACAGGUGCCCAGCGUCCAGCAGCCCGUCCCCGCCGUGUGUGGGGAGAGCGAGGGCGAGUCCCAGUCCAAGUCUCCGGGCAUCGAGGACAUCCACGCUCUGGACAAGAAGCUGCGCUCUCUCUUCAUGGACCAGAACUCUGUGUCCAGCUCGUCCAGCCAGCCAGACAUGGCCACUGACUCCUUGUCCUCUCCACCCAGCACAAUGACGUCUUCCCCUCUCAUGGGGACAGUCAAUCAGACGCAACCAGCCAGUCAGCCUCUGUCCAGUGGGCAGUCUGACAGUGGGCAGUCAGUGCCCACCGUAAGUUCCGUCCAAGAAGGACAGCCAGCUGUUCCUGGGGACAAGCAGCCAGCAAUCCCACCCACUACUAGUGGUUUCCAACUGGGACGCUUUCAGGUGUCUGUUGCGUCCGAUGAGGCCCAAAGCAGAGCCCCGGAGCCCUCGACCAUGUGCUCCUCUUCGUCUGCCACGCCAUCGUCCUCCUCCUCAUCGUCCUCCUCCUCGUCCUCCCUCUCAAGCCCUGAGAACACACUACACAAAUCUCAUCAUCUGCCCAAACCCGAGAUCAAAGCGGACGCCAAGCCUGCCCCCACCACCAUUGGCCGAUUUCAGGUCAUGGUCAGCGCCGAUAGCAAAUCGGGUCAGGCCACAGAGGAGCCCUCGGCUCCCCACGGCCAGAGCAGUGCAGCGCCGGGCUCGGACACCAAGACCCCUCCGAGCAGCCAGCACGCCCCCUGCAGCUACUACAUCAGCAGCGACAACGACUCGGAGCCAGAGGACGAGACCUUCAAGAGGGAGAUCACCCAGAUCAGAGAGAGACAUAUGGUUGAGAUCCAUGCCUUACACCUCCGCCAGAAGGAGGAGAUUGAUGCCCUGUUUACACGGCUGGGGAAGGCACCACCAUCAUUGGUUGCCCCACCCACCGUGAACAUGUCCGGUGCCAGACGCAGAGUCACCAAAGGCAAAAACUGCAAGUCUGGCAAAUGUGGCAGCGCCCAGGCCAGCCCCCAGCACAAAGGUGAUAAAAGCACCGCCCAGACUCCAGUGUCGGUGACCACAACAUCUGGAGGGACCAACAACACUACAACUACCACAGUGACCAGUCAAAAUGCACAUUCACAGAGUUCAAAUGGAACAGGAAGUGGACCAGCCCACGGGCCCAACCUCUCCCAGGGUCAUGCGCCUGCCACCCAGAGCCGCAAGGGCACCUUCACAGACGACCUCCACCAGCUGGUGGACAACUGGGCACGAGACGCCAUCAAUCUUGCACAGGUCAAAAAGGUGCCCAAGCCGAAUGCUCAAGGCCACGAUAUGAUGACCCGGAAGUUCUCAGCGCCGGGCAGCUCUGCUCUAUGGGGGGCCCCAUGGUCCCCCCGGUUGUGUCUGGAGCGCGGAAGGGUUCCCUGUGUCUGGCACCCCAGCAGUUUGGCUAUCCCUGCACCCCAUACAGCGGCGCGCCGCAGUGGCCCAAUCCUGCCGGACCUUCCCAAGUGGGCCUGCUGGGGGCGCUGCAGCCCAACGCCACCGCCCAUCUCCCUGCAGCAGGGCUACCACAUAGGGACCAACCACAAGGCCAGCAGUGGCAACAGCACUGUUGGGAGAACUACCCAGGCCAGUUGAAACCAGAGAGGGCAGCACGCAUUACAGUGGUCAAGAUUAGGAUCGUCUACCAAUACUAUCACUCAUAUACAUAUAUAAAUACACCAGGAACGCCAUCUGACCAGCCACAAAGCAGAUCUGAGUUGUGUUUCAAGCUUGUAAGGAGCCAAGGAAUUGUUUAUGGAGCAUGUAGAGUAAGAAUGGUUUUGGAUUAACUGACAACACUGUACAAGAUAAUGGAAAACUUCCCAAAGAUGGAUGCUGGGUAAUGUAGUUGAGUAACUUCAGGCCCACUGUGGAGGGGAACCUGGGAGAAACCAAAAGACUGUAGGUAAUAAGCUGAGCGGGACUAGCUGGCACACACUGUGGAGGGCAUUUUAGAUUUAUUUCUGUAUUACUAUAUGUUAAUCAUGGAAAACAUUAGGGGACCUCUUUGUUUACUUAGAAGUACUUCUAUAUUGUCACUUUAUACUUAAAUGUUAAACCACAUAGAGAUAUGUGCAAUUUGGGAGGCAGUGAGAACAAGGGCGUUGAAGUACUUACAUGGAUCUGGAACACGUGUCCAUUUUAUUAUGUGUAUAUAUUAACAUAAUUUUUCAUUAUUGAAGUGUUGUAUCUUAUUGACACAGAUUCAUCCCUUCCCCAACACACUUUUGCUUGUUCAUACUCAUCAGAUAAUAUUGACCCUGGAUACUUGAGCAAAGGAGUAUGAGAUGAAUAGUGGUUGUUGAUGUGCUCAGCCUUACAGGUUCAGCAGAUCUAUGGGGUGCCUUUGAAAACACUUUCACAUUGCCCUAUCAGACUGCUUUUGGAGCUAAACUUGUCCACCCUUGAAGCACAUAGGGAUGCUGUAUGCUUCCCUUAACUGUUCUCUGAAGCAAUAUUUUUAAUUUAUUAAUUAGCCAUACUGACUAUACAUUCCCUUAAACUGGGUAUUGUAUCUUUUUAAAGGAGAAAAUCUGGACCUGAUUUCAAGAACUGGUGUAAAUUAGUACCUAAAACUUGUUUGAAAAAUAUCAGGUGCAUUUUAGAUGGACAUGCAUGGUUGAGGUUCAUGUGAUCUGUUUUUAAUUACUCUGUCGACUCGUCUCUAGGCACAGAGAAAACAGAACAGUAUUACAGUUUUUGUUCCGUGAUUUGUUUUUUUCUCAACCCCAAAGCAUGUGCCAUUGCAACACACAGAAGUGACUUGCUCACCUCUGAAUUACACAGCUUGACUUCUCUAGAGAAGAUUAUAGUUACUGCAAUGCAGAAUUCACGCCAGUUAGACUUCGUAUUUGUAACACACUGAAAGGGAUAUUGUUACGCAUACAUGUUUUUGAUGUGAGUACACAGGUUUGCCUUCAGUUUUUUGAGCUACAGACUAAAAGAAACACUGACAUACCAACGCCAGUUUAUUUUCUGAGAUACUGUUGUUAAAAUCAUACCAGAAUACAUUUACCCAUACUUCUGACAGGUUUGCAUGCAUUCUGUCCCACAAUAUCAAAGCUAAGAUUUCACAAGCAAGCACAGAAUCCAUACCUACUGUUAACUAUUGUAUUUUUAUUUUGCUCUUUUGAUCGCUCUUUCUGGGGUCUGUGUGGUUACUCAAGUCUGGUUUUGUGUGAACAUUGUAUAAUUUGUAUAUAUAUAAAGAUUAAUAAAAAUGAAGAUUUCUGGAUACAAAA